This is a messenger RNA of Suillus bovinus, 4368 nucleotides long. RefSeq lists its product as uncharacterized. Lineage: Eukaryota; Fungi; Basidiomycota; Agaricomycetes; Boletales; Suillaceae. Gene Ontology annotation, cellular component: nucleus. The record is from RefSeq and is a predicted model, not a curated record. The coding region runs from base 103 to 4002 and encodes 1299 amino acids. Gene Ontology annotation, biological process: transcription by RNA polymerase II. The transcript has 3 exons.
CGGGAACUAUCGUUACGUAACUGCAUAUUUCGGAAAUUUCUAUCCCCUUGCCCUGACAGACUGGCCUUCUACUUAUGACCUCCUUGCGUUUUGCAACUGCGAAUGUCCUCCCAUGAACAGUCGCUGGUCGGCUCUGUAUUUGAACGCAAGACAUCUACAGCCCAAAGCCUACCCUCUUCAAGAUUCUCAAACACUCCUGGCUCAGGUUUUCCGGCUGUUCAGCACAGGUCAAAGAGCGCAUUUGCUCGCGCCAAAGAAGAGGAAAAGAACAGUAACAAUGCUAGGUAUACAACCGUACCUCUAAUAAACCCUACGCAUUUCAUCAAUCAACCUCGAUCUCGAGAUCUUGGGGUGGAUGCACACACCGCCGAUGAUGCUAUGCGUCGACAGAUUAGUGAAGAAAAUGAGCGCCGGGUGGCUAAUAUGACUGAAGAGGAGCGAGAACAAGAGAGACGCGAGGUUUUAGAGCAACUGGGAAGUGGUGCAGAUGACCUUCUGGAGCGUGUACGCGCUGCAAGAUCAAGAAAUACAAUGAAGGCUCCCGCCAUAGCUGAAGGUGUACUUAUACAAAACGAGCAGGCUCCAGGGGUCUCCUGCGAAAUUCCGAUUGUUCCUUCCUUACCUGGUCUUGCUACGAGACGCAACCUUUCAAGGGUCAAGAGCCUGGAGGAUUUCGGGAAAAGAGCUCCCCCAAUCCUGGUGAAAAGCAGUACUAGGCCUUCGUCGCCUAGUAAAGCUGGUCGCCAACUUCGCUUUGCGGCAUUAACGCCUGAUGAUGUCUACGUGUAUGAGUCUGCGCCAGUAUCUCCCAAACGAAAGGCCAUUGCGCUCCCUCCACCUCCAGAUACUCCGGAUUCAUCAAUUGUUUCUCUGGGUACAUUCGAAGAGAAUGGUUUAUCGCGGAAGCGACCGCUUUCUCCUGCAAGGCCCAAGGGUAACGACAUGCCUGCGCAGAAGGUUACGAAUGACAGAUCAGAGCCCGAGGAAGGCACUCCAGAAUAUAUUCGGAGACGAUAUUUCCCAAAUAUGCCUCCAGACGACCCAUCUGUGUCUUGGAUGAAACCAUCGUCGUCAAAUUCAGAGCCGGUUCUGCUUCGUUUCGAUCUAACGGGUGUUCCUAUCCCUGCAGAAAUCUCUGCCGCUCUACCUUCUCAUCUGGGCUUGCAUCACCAUGCAGAUGGGGAUCAUGCAGGAUACACUCUUGAUGAUAUAUUUUUGCUUUCUCGCUCCACUGUCCCUGCACAACGCACCACGAUGCUUCAUAUCUUGGUUGGCAUCGCGCGCCGGUUGGGCAUGCAAGUGAGGGACCCCCAUUACACAGACAGGAUUUCAGAACUUCAGGGGAAGGAGGAGGAACUACGAACACGUAUUCUCACUGCCGGACUCUCCGCGAUGAAUGAGAAGGGUGGCGUCGGUGUCCAAGCCAUUGAGGUUGUCUGGGAGUGUAUUGUUGGCUGGAGCGCGGUGUUCGAUGCUAAGCAUGCCGAGUUAAAUCUUGCUCCUGCCAUCAUGUCCGUUUUGCAAGUGCCCGACUUCCUCACUCAAGUUACAGAACUCUUCACGCAAGCAUCCUUACCCCCUGAAUCCCUGGCCCAACUUCUGUCCAUUGUCUUUCGGUUAUCGCAGGAGUCGAAUUCUAUUGCUGAAUCAAUCUUGAAGACCCCUCGACUGCUCCCUUCCCUAAUGCAAACAUUUCUUCUUACGCCUAUACCGCCCUCAUCAGACACAACCCUGCCUAACCCUGUUGCUCUCCAGUGCCUUACUGUUCUUGCGUCGUCCUCUCGGACUAACGCUAUGGCGCUAUGUGAGCCAGCCGAUGCCCUUCUUCGUUUUAUUAUCAUGCUACCUCCUGCUUCGCCCUUCCCCGAGUCUCUUGCCACAAAUCUUCUCGUAGAAACCCUCCAUCUAUAUGCCACUCUUGCCUCCUACGGUCUAUAUUCGCAUAUAGCGACAUCUGCCGCUUCUUACUUUGCUUCUUUGUUCGCCUAUAUCGUCUCAUCCAACUCGAGACCGCUGAAAGUGGCGUGGGCAGGACUUGUGGAAGCAUGGAUGGUCUGCGCAACGGAUCCGCAUCACACGACUCCACCGCAUGAUAUCUUGUGGAGCCAGGUGACUAGCUGGGGCUGGGGUGUCGAGAUACUUCAGUUUCGCCAGGGAAUAACGGAAGGGGAGGGGGAAGUAUGGGCAGCCAUCUGGAGUGCUUCGUCUGCAUGGCUUGAGGGUGCUCGGGUCAAUGGCAUCAAAGGGGGAGAGGGAGAGCGUGCAGAGAUUCUCAACACAAUCCAGGACGGCUUUACCAAGGGAGUUGAACAUAGCGUAGUAACAGCUUCCCUAGAGGCUCUGCGGACUGAACUUGCACAGAUACACAACGCGGCACUAUCAGAGCGAUAUCAACGCCUGCAGCAUAUCGGCAUGCAUGCGCGUGUGCUUUCCUCUGCAGUCCGCCUCUGGCUUGCAUGCAUGUCUAUCGUAAACAUCGAUGCAAGCACUACUGCUCCGCUUGCUGCCCCGCCGUUUAACCUUCCUUUCACUGAGCUAUCGUCCUUCUGUGCCUUAGUCGUCUCGCAUUCCCUUUGGUCGCUUGUUACGGGUGUCGAGCAAGCUGCCUACAAGUACAUGGCGACAUUUUUGGCGUAUUUCCAUAGAUUAUCGCGACAUAUCCCCGGGACAUCUCCUGACCUCUGGGUCGCACAGGGUGUGGCAAUCCUCGAAAGGCAGCUCCCUGGAGAAGAAGAGCACGCUUUUCAGAUCCUUGGGUCUAUUUUAGCCAUCCUCACGCCACAGUUCCUCGGCGCAAUGGCACCUCCUAGCAUUUGGGAGAAGGGCGGAUGGAGCGUCAUCAAACCUUUUCUGGACUACACAAUUCGUCCGAACCGGGAGGUAUACAUUGCUCCCAGCGAUCCCACACCAGAAUCGAUCAUGCGGUGUACAACUCUUCGCCUCCUGUCGUCUAGCUCCUUAUCAUCUGUCCCUGAUAACCAUCACCCAAUUGGCCUUCCGUUGCCUCAUGUAUGGCUUACCUCACCGAUUGAUCAUCUUCUCCGGUCCGGGUCUUCGCCCGUUCUCAAGGCGCUCCCUUCCUCAUGGGACGCAUCGGAAGUUGAUGUCGUUCGCGCGUCGCUGUUGCUUGUCAAAGCUACGCAAGAAAUUGUAGUACGAUAUAGUUUAAGCCAGUUUGCCCUGAAGCGCUCAGAGACGGUUUUUACUUGCAUGAAAGUGUUCAUGCUCGAGCACGGCCAACAGCAGGAAUGUCCCUCGCCGGCGACAGGAGAUGAAGAAGAAGUUUUCCGAGACGUCAUUGUGUCAAAAUUAAUGUCAGAUCUUUUGGCACCGUUUACCCUCGGUGCUGCUGCGGCUUCACCACCCUCAUCCAAAUUGCCUGAUAUUGACCUGGAGCAGGCCUCUCUUCCAUUCCUCGGAUCAGGCACACCUUUCUACCAGUUUUACACCGACUUCCUGGCACUAUACGAUGCUAUCUCCUUCUCACACCCGAUCUUCGCAUCCCUUCUCCUUCCACCUCUCGCGCUAACCUAUCCCAUCGACUAUCGUCGGAUACUAUGGGCAGACUUUGCGCAUGUGUUGCGUACUGUACGUACUCCAGUGGACCAGGUCAUCGCAGGGGAUCUCAGAGAUUUCCUGUACCCAGUUGAGAAAGGUGAAAUGAUUGGAAAAUACGUCGGUGCGCUUCUCCAAGGAUCAGUGGAUGGAUUCCUGCGCCUUGUUGCAGUGCACCACGUGGCGUGCAGUAUCUGGCCUGACCUUCGAUCCGAGGAAGUUGAGGCUGAGCAGGGCAAGAUACUGUUAAAGAUGGUGGUGGAGAAAGGAGAUGGACGCAUUGUGCGAGAGGUGUUGAGGUACCGACAGGUUCGUGAAGAAACGGUUGUUUAUCCCCCUGCUUGCUUUGAAACAAGUGGGGAGUGGAUAGCAGACCGAGCAGAAUUCGCUCAGCAGGCGUUGGGCAGCGAGUUGCAUGAGAGACUUCAGGGCGUGUUCUAUGAGUAAAUAUUUAUUUGGAUUACAUCUAGGGUGCCCGUAUAGUAUUUAUCCCACCUUUGGGUAUUCAUGAGAUUGACUGUGAGCGGAGAACGAUCAGAAUUUAGGAUUCAAACGCAAUUCAAACGUGUUGGAGCCAGAAGCUUGACGGUGGUGAAAAUGGGGCCACAUGAUUUAAUGUCUAGCACGAUAUUAUGUAUCUGCGGGUCAGUUUGGAUAAUACUAUACUACUAGUAGAAGCAUACCUAACGUACUAGGACGACAUGCAGAGCCACCCACGCCUCAGGGCUCCGGCUGUAUCAGGGUGCCGGAGCCAUCGUACGUAGAACUUAUGAUCCACGUGUAAAGUUAGGAUUCUAGUGACUUUGUCGGAAA